AGCAACUCAUUCAUAUAGGCCAACCGAACAACUCAUUCAUAUAGUCUGAUCUUCCUGUAAGAAAUUUAUUUUUCUGUCAUUUACCACCAACCACCUCCUCCAAAUUUAUUUAACAACACAAAGAUGGAAAACAAAAUUACUCGCCCUGCAUAUUUAACAACACAAAGAUGGAAAACAAAAUCACAGAGAUUCGGGAAUUCUGCUUUUGCUGCCAUCACCACCAUUUUUUAUCUUCUUCCCCUUUCUCCUUUUGCUGCCAUUCCCAGUUAACAACCCAAAGAUGGAAAACAAAAUUACUCGGCCUGCAGAUAGAAGAUAUCACACAGAUUCGGGAAUUCAUGAUUCGUCAACACUUUCCCGCCAACAAAUGCGAAGAAGCAAUGCUAGCUGCAGGAGUGCAUCUAAGUUGCCAGCGAUUCACAGCAUUUGGGGAUGAGUGUACUCCGGCGAGAUCCUGCCAACCCACAAGAUAUCUGUGGGUCUUUCGAGACGAUAUUUUUGCUGAACCUUUAAUGCGUUCAAUUUUUCCUCGCAAUCGUGGUAACGAAAUCCCAUGCAACCUCAUCUCUUUCGAUCCCUCUUACGUCAACCUCCAACAAUUUUCGGGAAUUAAUCGGUCUAAUAUUAAAUUAGGAGUUGAGGGUACAGCUGCUGCUGUUUCUUCCUUGUUCCUUCUCGAACGUUUGCAGAAGGCCCGAAAUAAAAUUAUUUCCAAAGCGUUUUUAGUUCUCAUCCCGUUUAUCUCCGAGGCUGCUCGGAUAAAAAAAUUGAACGAAAAAUUGGGAAGAAUUGCUCAGCCUGAGUACGGGGUCUAUAGAAGUUGCACCCAAACCGGAUAUGACAAGAGUUGUCAAAACAAUUGGGGUGCCAUGUCGGAUAGGGCAAACAGCUGCAGCAAUUUAACGGACCCGUUUUCACCUGUGGUCCAAUUGAAUGGAGAUCCAAUUACAGACGGUCAUCUCAUUGUGGACACAGCAGGAAAAGUAAAGGAGAUUCUCCAAACCCUCAAGGCCCCAAGACAUGAAGGAUAUUCGCCACGCGUACCCACGGCGAUUUUCGAGGUGUUUAGAGUCGUCGUCGGUUGGACAUUUUCUCAAAUUGGGGAUCUCGGCCAGUUUGCAGAUUGCGUCAUAGUCGAUGCUCGAUUUUCCUGCGAGCCGAGGCCGAGGGUGUAG
Striga asiatica is the source of this 1175-nucleotide messenger RNA. The record is from the annotation of a GenBank genome assembly. Lineage: Eukaryota; Viridiplantae; Streptophyta; Magnoliopsida; Lamiales; Orobanchaceae.